Molecule: messenger RNA, 1009 nt
Organism: Lagenorhynchus albirostris (white-beaked dolphin)
Lineage: Eukaryota; Metazoa; Chordata; Mammalia; Artiodactyla; Delphinidae
Gene: CSRP3
Product: cysteine and glycine rich protein 3
Exons: 6
Coding region: 172-756 (194 amino acids)
Biological process (GO): cardiac muscle contraction; muscle tissue development; sarcomere organization
Cellular component (GO): cytoplasm; Z disc; nucleus
Molecular function (GO): structural constituent of muscle; actinin binding
Source: RefSeq, a predicted model, not a curated record
UGUGUUACUCAUGUCUCAUUCACCCUCUCCCCUCGGCCUCCCUCCCCUCCCCUCCGCAGGCCAAGGCUGGUGACAGCCCCCAUAUAUUUAAAGAGGACGUGAGCCCCCUUAGGCAGUUGAGCCGACAGAGACCGCACAGGCAGACUUGACCUUGACCAGAGAGUCUUCAAGAUGCCAAACUGGGGCGGAGGAGCGAAAUGCGGAGCCUGCGGAAAGACCGUCUACCAUGCGGAAGAAAUCCAGUGCAACGGAAGGAGUUUCCACAAGACCUGUUUCCACUGCAUGGCCUGCAGGAAGGCUCUGGACAGCACCACAGUGGCAGCUCACGAGUCAGAGAUCUACUGUAAGGUCUGCUAUGGGCGCAAGUACGGCCCCAAGGGGAUCGGGUAUGGGCAAGGUGCCGGCUGCCUCAGCACGGACACGGGUGAACACCUGGGCCUCCAGUUCCAACAGUCCCCAAAGCCGGCACGCUCUGCCACCACCAGCAACCCUUCCAAGUUCACUUCGAAGUUCGGAGAGUCGGAGAAGUGCCCUCGAUGCAGAAAGUCAGUCUAUGCUGCUGAGAAGGUGAUGGGAGGUGGCAAGCCUUGGCACAAGACCUGUUUUCGCUGUGCUAUCUGUGGGAAGAGUCUAGAGUCCACGAACGUUACUGACAAAGAUGGGGAACUUUAUUGCAAAGUUUGCUAUGCCAAAAAUUUUGGCCCUACAGGUAUUGGGUUUGGGGGCCUUACACAUCAAGUGGAAAAGAAAGAGUGAAAAGUGCACCGUUUCUCAGGUCUCUCAUCGGCCUAAAGCACUUGCCAAGUAUCCUACCCAGAUGGAAACCCCUCCCCAAACAUCCUUUUGUUGGUAGUUGGACAGUGUUUCUCUUCAGAAGUGAUCACAGUCUUUACCUGAAGUUAGAAGAGAUCUUUGGAAGAAAAUUAUUAAAAGUCUAAUCCAUAACAAAUGCUUUAUUAUUUACGAUACUUGGGGUGGGAGAGGCCAUAAAUAAAAGUUUAAGUGGUAA